This is a messenger RNA of Xyrauchen texanus (razorback sucker), 4308 nucleotides long. RefSeq names its product SLIT-ROBO Rho GTPase-activating protein 2-like. The transcript has 23 exons. Gene Ontology annotation, molecular function: protein binding. The coding region runs from base 511 to 3834 and encodes 1107 amino acids. The record is from RefSeq and is a predicted model, not a curated record. Gene Ontology annotation, biological process: signal transduction; negative regulation of cell migration. Lineage: Eukaryota; Metazoa; Chordata; Actinopteri; Cypriniformes; Catostomidae. Gene Ontology annotation, cellular component: cytoplasm.
GAAAAUUCAGAGAGUAACAGAUAGUUUUGGGGAGGGGUGGAGAAUUUAGGUAAAUUAAACUCGAUUUUAGAAAUGGAAAUCAUCUCUCAAGUGUGAUGCUGGAAAGCCCGAUGGUGAUCUUAAGAGCCUUUAAAGUCUAAUCCAUGCCUUCAUCCUAGACUGAGAAGUCUCUAGCCACACGGAUGGUGUGUCGUCGUCUGACCAUUGGAGGAAAGCAGAAAGUUUUGAAGGCACUGCAUCUGAUAGUGCGGAUCGUGUGAGAGUGAACAGUGGGAUGAAACUCAUCUGUUCUUUAUUCCCCGCAUGCUGUCGGACUAUCCGGACCCAUUGUGCCUAGGAAGACGACGGCAACUCCAACUAAUAAUGCGGCGCGACUGAUCAUCGACAGGAGACAAUAACCAUUGCCAUUCUAACAUAUUCAUCCUUGGAUAUCUGUAGACAAAGUGCGGCGAAGAACCUUUUGUUCCAUUGUGUUUCUCGCUGUAACGGGACUGUUUCAUUGAGAUCGAUAUGACGUCUCCGGCUAAAUUCCGAAAGGACAAGGAGAUUAUAGCCGAAUAUGAAACGCAAGUUAAAGAGAUCCGAGCCCAGCUGGUAGAGCAGCUCAAGUGUUUGGACCAGCAAUGUGAGCUCCGCGUGCAGCUCCUGCAGGACCUGCAGGACUUCUUCCGCAAGAAGGCCGAAAUUGAGAUGGACUACUCUCGCAACCUAGAGAAACUGGCCGAGAGGUUUCUGGCCAAGACACGCUAUACAAAGGACCCUCAAUUUAAGAAAGAGCAGAAUGUGUUGUCUCCAGUCAACUGCUGGAACCUUCUGUUGUCUCAGGUGAAGAGAGAGAGUCGAGACCACGCCACACUUAGCGACCUCUACCUCAAUAACAUCAUACCACGCUUCGUUCAGGUCAGCGAGGACUCAGGACGCCUCUUCAAGAAGAGUAAAGAGGUGGGCCUCCAGUUACAGGAAGAUAUGAUGAAAGUCCUCAACGAGCUAUACACGGUGAUGAAGACCUACCACAUGUACAACUUGGACAGCAUCAAUGCAGAGAGCAAGCUAAAGGAUGCGGAGAAACAGGAAGAGAAGCAGAUGAGCCGCAACAUCCGACAUGAGGACAGACUGACCCCACGCUCGCCUGACUCGCUCACACAAAUCAAGAACGAGGAGAAACACGUGCGCCGCAGCUCUGUCAAAAAGAUCGAGAAGAUGAAGGAGAAACGGCAAGCGAAAUACACUGAAAAUAAGCUGAAAGCCAUUAAAGCCAGGAAUGAGUACCUCUUGGCUCUGGAGGCAACCAACAGCUGCGUCUUCAAAUACUACAUCCAUGAUAUAUCUGACCUCAUAGAUUGCUGUGACCUGGGCUACCAUGCCAGCCUGAACCGUGCACUUCGUACCUACCUCUCAGCCGAGUUUAAUGUGGAGACUUCCAAGCACAGUGGUCUGGAGACCAUUGAGAAUGCUGCAGAGAACCUAGAGGCUAACGAUGACAAACAAAGGCUCAUGGAGACGUACAACAAUGUCUUCUGCCCUCCGAUGCGCUUCGACUUCCAGUCUCACAUGGGUGAUAUGUUUGGAAACCUCUCUGCCCAGCAGCCUUUGCAGGGAGAGCUGAUCCAGAGAUGCCAGCAGUUGCAGUCCCGCUUAUCCACACUAAAUAUUGAGAAUGAAGAGGUGAAGAAAACGAUGGAGGCCACUCUACAGACCAUCCAGGAUAUGGUGACCAUUGAGGACUAUGAUGUGACUGAUUGCUUUCACCACAGUAACUCAAUGGAGUCAGUCAAGUCCACUGUGUCUGAAUCUUUUAUGAGCAAACCCAGUCUAGCCAAGAGACGAGCCAACCAGCAGGAGACGGAACAGUUCUACUUCACGAAACUGAAGGAGUUUCUUGAGGGCAGGAACCUCAUCACCAAGCUACAGGCUAAACAUGACCUGAUUCAGAAGACUCUGGGAGAAAGUCAGAAGACGGACUACUGCCUUGCCAGCGGACGGAGGAACUCCACUGUACGAAAACAGGAGUCUAUCCAAAUAAUUCCCCUGAUGGUGGAGAGUUGUAUUCGCUUCAUCAGUCGACACGGUCUCCAUCACGAGGGCAUAUUCAGAGUCUCUGGCUCCCAGGUGGAAGUCAAUGACAUUAAGAAUGCCUUUGAGAGAGGUGAGGACCCACUGGCUGGGGACCAGAAUGAUCAUGAUAUGGACUCCAUCGCUGGAGUCUUAAAGCUGUAUUUCAGAGGCCUGGAAAACGCCCUCUUUCCAAAGGAAGUCUUCCAUGACCUCAUGUCAUGUGUCUCCAUGGAGAACCUCCUGGACAGAGCUGUCCACAUCCACAAAGUCUUGCUGUCUUUGCCCAGCAACACCCUGGUUAUCAUGAGAUACCUGUUUGCUUUUCUCAACCACCUGUCCCAGUAUAGUGACGACAACAUGAUGGACCCCUACAACCUGGCAAUCUGCUUUGGCCCCACUCUCAUGUCUGUACCUGAGGGCCAUGACCAAGUCUCCUGCCAGGCACAUGUAAACGAGCUAAUCAAAACCAUCAUCAUUCAACAUGAUAGCAUCUUCCCCGGGCCCAGUGAGCUGGAGGGACCCAUUUAUGAACGUGGAGGAGCCACUGAAGAAUACUGUGAUAGUCAACGCAUUGAGCCCCCCCUAGUGGAUGAGCCUGCACCUGACGCCACCUCUGAAAUUCAUAACAGUGAGGAUGUAAAGUCAGGGUCCUUGAACGUUUCAGAGUCGGACCCCAUCGAGGCCAUCGCACGUUUUGACUUCUCUGGACGUACCAAUCGUGAGCUUUCCUUUAAGAAGGGGGCAUCUCUGCUGCUGUACCACCGUGCCUCUGAGGACUGGUGGGAGGGUCGCCACAACGGCACAGAUGGACUAGUGCCGCACCAGUACAUUGUAGUGCAGGACAUGCCGGAUGGAUAUACAGGAAGAGGAAGUCCCAAAGCUGACCUAGAGGCAUCCCAUGAAGCUAUAGAAGGGAAGAUGUCCGCAAGAGCCAGUGCCAGCUCGCCCAUUGGAGGCCAUGUGGCUGAUAUCUACCUGGCCAACCUGAACAAAUUCAGGAAACAUCCAGAAGCGACCAGUAUUCGUAGAACAUUCCGGCCAGUGGAGGGGAUGGGAGAGGGCUCUUCCGGUGCAGCAGGGGGUUUAAAGACCACCUCCAUGCCUGCAGUAGGACUGCAAAAAGAGGGGACAGACAAGCGUCCUGUCAGCGCUCACAGCGUCCUGAACUCCAUCACCCGUCACUCUUCUUUGAAGACUAAGGUCGAAGGACCCCAGCUCCGUAAGAGCACACCUGCAGGACGAUCCAAGAGUUUCAGCAACCACAGACCCCUGGAUCCAGAGGUCAUCGCUCAGGUGGAGCACAGCUCACAGGACAUUGAGGCAACGAUGAACACCGCUCUAAGUGAGCUGCGAGAGCUGGAGAGGCAGAGUAGCGUCAAACACACUCCUGACAUUGUGCUUGACACUCUAGAGCAGCUAAAAAGCGGUGGGGCGUCUGAGCCCUCCAGCCCCCUCCACUCCCGCCUGCUCCGCGAGGCCGACUCCUCCCAGCAUCCUCUGCAGCGCAGCGUCAGCUCAGCCAGCGACAUGCCCUCCACCUUCCGGCCCAUCAAGAGCACCGGACCCAAGUCCCCUUUGUCAUCCAUGUCAGUCACAGGUCUCUCUGCUUCCGGCUCCACCUUCAGAGAUAGCAAGCCCCCAGCAACCAAGCCCAAGCCUGUUGUUUUCCCAAAGAGUGGUUCUGCUGGGGGCAGUCCAGCGAUGGGAUCCCCGACCACCACCAUACCCCCAACACCUCCACCCCCUCCACCACCCAACGACAAGUCCUGUCCAGUCUGAGGGUUACCAACCUCUGUUUCUUAGUAAUUCUGAGAACAUCCUCAGAACUGAUAUUGACUUUUUAGGAUCUUAAUGGACAACUGCAGACUGCUUGGAAUGCUUGCGUGAAUUUGUGUGUGAGGAACUGAUGAAAUACAUAAGUUGAAAUAUUAGAGCAAUUUUACAGUGCUGUUUUAGUUUGGACAUAACGGUCCAUAUUUUCUAAUCCCAAUUUUACAACUCCCUGGAGUUGUUUUUUUCCUCUGUGUUGACUGAUUUUGUUUAUGAGCAAGGGCUGAAACCUUGAGGACAAAAGAACAGUGGAUAUCUUUACUCUCCCCCUCAGACUUAAAGUGGAGCUGGUUUUGGUGACACCACAGAAGAAGCAGCAAACUUGAAGCAGGUUACUAGUAGUAAAUUAGUUCCGUCAACUGACCUUUCGCUAAACUCCGCCCCCCUUGGUUACUGUUGCUCACUCUGAUAAGAUUUGCAGAA